This is a messenger RNA of Amphimedon queenslandica, 1469 nucleotides long. Its product is annotated as cytohesin-3-like. Gene Ontology annotation, biological process: regulation of ARF protein signal transduction. Lineage: Eukaryota; Metazoa; Porifera; Demospongiae; Haplosclerida; Niphatidae. Gene Ontology annotation, molecular function: guanyl-nucleotide exchange factor activity. The record is from RefSeq and is a predicted model, not a curated record. The coding region runs from base 86 to 1390 and encodes 434 amino acids. The transcript has 12 exons.
CUGAUAUAAUUAUUGACUCCACCUAUGGCUAUUACUUGACAAUACUUGUAACCGGAACCUAGUACGAAGGAAGAAGAGAAUAGAGAUGUCCCGUGAAUCUAGUUCUUUGAGUGAAAGCAGUAUUGAUGAGUCUCAGAACGGAUUGGUGAUCAGUGGAGAGUCUGAUACUAGUAGCAUUAACAGUGGUCAUAUUUUUGUGACGGAUUCUGAAGAUGAGCAAUUUACACUUGAGAAGUUACAACGUACCCGUAAGAGAUUAGCUGAUGAAAUUAAGCUGAUGGAAGAAGAACUGACCAUCAUUGGACAGGAAUCAAACUUUGUGUCAGAGUGCGAGCUUUUAGUUCAAGAUCAUGAUGACACGACUUUAACUCGAAGUCUUAGGACUGGCCGAAAAAAGUUUAAUCGUGAUCCUAAAGAUGGAAUGAAAUAUCUCAUAGAAAAGAAUGUGGUAAAUGAUACGUCAGAAGAUGUUGCUAUGUUUCUACAUACUGGAGAAUUACUUGACAAAAGUGCGAUUGGAACAUUUCUUGGUGAAGGUAAAAAUUAUUAUAUUGGUGUUCUUCGGAAUUUUGUUGUGCUUUAUGACUUUGCUGAUAUGAACUUGGUUGAUGCUUUAAGGAGUUUCUUGUCUGGUUUUCGAUUACCUGGUGAAGCACAAAAAAUUGAUCGAAUGAUGGAGUUGUUUGCACAGAGAUAUUGUUAUUGUAAUCCUGAUGUUUUUAAGAACCCUGAUUCCUGCUACGUGCUGUCUUUCUCUGUAAUAAUGCUCAAUACAAGCUUGCAUAAUCCUAAUGUUAGGGAAAAGCCAACGAUUGAUCAUUUUAUAUCUAUGAAUAGAGGAAUUAAUGAUGGAAGUGAUUUUCCAACUGAAAUGCUAAAGAAUUUGUAUGAUUGUAUUAAGACUGAUCCUUUUGAGAUUCAUGAUGGAGCUGAUGACCUCACACAGGUUUUUUUUAAUCCUGAUUAUGAAGGUUACUUAAUCAAGGAAGGUGGUAAACACAAAAGCUGGUGUAAGCGUUGGUUUAUUCUAUCUGACAAUUGUCUCUACUAUUUCAAGAGUCCCGGAGAUAAGGAACCAAGAGGAAUAAUCCCAUUAGAAAACUUGGAAGUAAAGCAAUGUCAUGACCUUAGGAGGCCAUAUUGCUUUGAAAUAAUAUCAGUUCCAGCAAUGCAAUAUAUUCAAAAGGGUACAAUUAAAGCAUGCAAAACUACUGGACAAGGAAAAGUAGUUACUGGCAAUCAUCAAGUGUAUCGAAUUCAAGCUUCUUCUGCAGAAGAAAUGAUGGAGUGGAUGCAGAGAAUUAAUGCCAGCAUUGCUUCAAAUCCAUUUAUUGAAAUGCUACAAGAACGAAGGCAACGUGUUAGCAACAGAGGUCCUGUUAUACUGUGAAUAAUUAUUACUUUGAUUUAAAUUCUGCUGAUGUAAUAAACUUUAUUUUAAUGUCGUUCAUUGCAUGUAAAAUUCAAAA